AUGGAAUGCCACGAUGAAAUAGUGAAGCUCUGCAAACUGCUGAAACAGGCAAAGCUUGAACGAAGCGGCACCGAGAAUAUGAAUCCUGUUAUAUCGGAUUAUUAUGCUUAUUUUGGAGAGUGCGAGGGUCGCAGUUCUUCUCAAUCUAUUUCGCUAAAAAGUGUAAACAUCAAAGGAGUAUGUUUUGAACAACAGACUUUAAUUCUUGACGACUUUUGA
Molecule: messenger RNA, 219 nt
Organism: Gongylonema pulchrum
Lineage: Eukaryota; Metazoa; Nematoda; Chromadorea; Rhabditida; Gongylonematidae
Source: the annotation of a GenBank genome assembly